UUUCUAAAUUGAAGACACCAUGUCAGUAAUCUGGAUCUUGUUGUUCCUGGGGGCUGCAGCUGCUGCUCCUCUGGAUGAUGAUAAGAUAAUUGGUGGCUAUGAGUGUGGCCGUCAUUCACAGCCCUGGCAAGUGUAUUUCACGUAUAAUGGCAAUCGCUGGUGUGGAGGAUCCCUGAUCAAUUCUCGGUGGAUUAUUUCAGCUGCUCAUUGCUACAAACAGCCCAAAACUUUGGUUGCUCAUCUAGGAGAGCAUGCUACUUCCAAAGAAGAAGGGACAGAACAGCAUAUUCAAGUAGAGAAGGCAUAUCAAUACUUCUACUACAAUCAAUAUGAUUUGGACCAUGAUUUCAUGAUGGUCAAACUUAAAGAACCUGCUCAGUUUAACCAGUAUGUCCAACCAAUCCCAGUUGCAAGCAGCUGUCCAAAAGAAGGCAGUCACUGUGUGGUGUCUGGGUGGGGAAACCUGCUAACAUCUGGAGUGCAAUAUCCUGAUUCUCUGCAAUGUCUGGAUGUACCUGUGCUGUCUGAUUCCAGUUGCAAAGCUUCAUAUCCUAGUAAAAUAACAAGUAAUAUGUUUUGUGCUGGUUUCCUGGACGGCGGGAAGGACUCAUGUCAAGGUGACUCUGGCGGCCCUCUGGUGUGUAAUGGAGAGCUCUAUGGUGUGGUAUCUUGGGGGCAGGGUUGUGCCGAAACUGGUUAUCCUGGUGUAUACACCAAAGUUUGCAAUUACAUAGAUUGGAUAAAGAAUGUUACAGACAAUUACUGAAGAAGCUCAGCCCUUAAGUCACUGUUUUUAUUGUAUCGCUAACUUACCAAUGUGCGUUCAUAUUAUUGGCAACAAAAAGCAAUAGUAAUUACUGCUAUGUUAUUUAAUAUCUUAAAGCAAAUAUAUCAUUUCAAUAAAUGACUCAUUGUAACAUCUUCAA
This is a messenger RNA of Bombina bombina (fire-bellied toad), 926 nucleotides long. Its product is annotated as cationic trypsin-3. Gene Ontology annotation, biological process: proteolysis. The record is from RefSeq and is a predicted model, not a curated record. Gene Ontology annotation, molecular function: serine-type endopeptidase activity. NCBI's taxonomy places the organism in Eukaryota, Metazoa, Chordata, Amphibia, Anura, Bombinatoridae. The coding region runs from base 20 to 766 and encodes 248 amino acids. The transcript has 5 exons.